AUGUGGUAUCAAAACAGCGCUGUCACAUCAAUAUCAAUGUUUGGAUUUUGGUUUUCUUUAUUCAUGUUGGUAUUCUAUAUAUUUCAUGUAGUUGAGUGUUUUUAUAAAAUACCAUGGCUUAAAAUUGAGAUGAUUUUUGAUGUUUGUUGGCCAAUACUUUACCUUUUAUCAGCAUCCUCUGCAGCGGCUUAUACUGGUUUGCAUCUUAGCUACAUGAUAAGUUUGUUAUUUGGAUUUGCUGCAAUGUUUGCGUAUGGAUAUACAACGUGGAGAAAUUGCACAAGGAAAUAUAGCUGUUCAUCAACAAACAACUACAUCAACAGCAUCAUACUGAUAUACACAUUAAUUAAAUAG
Macrosiphum euphorbiae (potato aphid) is the source of this 354-nucleotide messenger RNA. The record is from the annotation of a GenBank genome assembly. Lineage: Eukaryota; Metazoa; Arthropoda; Insecta; Hemiptera; Aphididae.